Aureobasidium musti is the source of this 846-nucleotide messenger RNA. NCBI's taxonomy places the organism in Eukaryota, Fungi, Ascomycota, Dothideomycetes, Dothideales, Saccotheciaceae. The record is from the annotation of a GenBank genome assembly.
AUGAUAGACGCAUGGUUCGAAAACACCAUUGAAAAAGGCGAAAUCGAUGGAGAAGGAUGCCGUCGCGAAGAAGCCAUGACCCUAAGAGCCUACCUGCGCAACGAGAUCACCGUAGACGAAGCAUCACAGCAAAUCACACAACCCACAGAAAAAUGUCCAGAGCCUGGUGAUCCUUUGCUAUAUCUCUGGGGCGUUCUUCAAGACGCCAUGCUCGAAGUUCCCGGUGCUCAACCAAAGAUUGUCAAACUUCUUCUCAGGAUCCAAACGCGACCGGACAUUCAACUUGAAGAGUCACAAAGAGUAGGUGCUCUUAGCGACAAGCAAUGGACGCAUUGGAGAGAUUUGCCUCACUUUGGGCAUGAUUGGUAUGAUUUGCAUUGGUGGUAUUACUGCUCGUUUUGGCGCUUGGAGCCAGACAAGUACAGCACGCCUGACGCAGAUACACUGGCAAAGACAUGCACAAUAGCUUCUGCAGAUGCACAACUUGCUGUCGCUGGUCUUCUUAGCAAUCAAGCUUGCUUUGAAGGACUAGUCCGCUUGGCCGCUACGCUUGAAGACAAUUCAGCUAUCUUUUGGAUCGAGUUACCAGCCAUGAAAGAGUGGCUGGUCAAUGGCGGAGAUAUGCUGUUUGAAAUGUCCAGAGUCGGAAAAACGCAUCGUCUUUUGCGCGAUUUUGGAGACUUGAGAAAACAAGAAAACAGUCUUUGGAAAGGAGAUGCUGGUGCGAGUCUUCAGCGGUGGCACUUCUGGAAGGAGAGGUUGAGACAAAUACAAGACGACAAUAAGCUUGGAAAGGAAACAAGAGAAGCCGCGAAGAUCUCUCUUGAGCUCAUGGAACAGUACUGA